Molecule: messenger RNA, 1711 nt
Organism: Bombina bombina (fire-bellied toad)
Lineage: Eukaryota; Metazoa; Chordata; Amphibia; Anura; Bombinatoridae
Gene: CFAP157
Product: cilia and flagella associated protein 157
Exons: 9
Coding region: 83-1657 (524 amino acids)
Biological process (GO): sperm axoneme assembly
Cellular component (GO): cilium; ciliary basal body
Molecular function (GO): microtubule binding
Source: RefSeq, a predicted model, not a curated record
GCCUAGCCAGGCCUUGCACUAACCGGAUCUGUACGGAAAAUAGGUUUUGUUCGGUGCGCGUGCCCGUGUGACGGUCGGUGUGAUGGCGCCUAAGAAGAAGAGGGAUAAGAGCGGCGCCAACAAGAAGAGACCCGAGGCCGCCCGCACCGUGAUCCCGGAGUCGGUAUCUGAGCAGAGCAAAGAGUCCUACCUACUGCAGAUCCGAGACCUAGAGAGCCGGCUAGAGAGGUACCAGCAGAAGUUAGAUGACGUCUGUUCUAAGGAGUCACUAAAUCACGCAGAGUAUGAGCAACUCGCCAGUGAUAAGAAAGAGAUUGUGUCAUUCCUAAAGCGCACACUAAACCAGCGCACGGAUGAGAUCGCUGACCUGAACGACCAGCUGCUGGGUCUUCAACAAGCCAAAGAGUCUGAGAAGGAUGCAUAUGAGACCCAGCUGGCGCAGAUGAGACGGGAAUUCCAGGAGACCAAGGACCAGCUGACUGCAGAGAACAUGCUCCUAGCGGGUAAACUGGCGUCACUCGAGGAAUUUCGUGUACAGAAAGAGGAGCUGAUGGCUAAAUUUGCUGCUGUUGAGGAAACACUGAGAAUACAAGAAGAGGAAAAUAAAGAGAGAAUUUACACACUGGAGAAGAAAGCUGUUCUGGAUAAAGACAGGCUGAAGAAGGAGAUGGUGCAGCGUGUCAAUGCUGUGGCAGCCGAAUUCCGCAGAGUUUCCAGCAACCAGAUGGCGGAGACCACAAAACGCACAAUCCGUGAGAAUGUGUCCAUCAGUUCGCAGCUGACAAAGAUGUCCGAUAAGACCAUGGAACUUAUUGUUGAGAAUGAUGACCUAAAAGAGAAGGUUGCUGAACAGAGAAAGCAGAUUGAGAUGCUGGAAGACACCGAACAGGAACUAGCGAAAAAAAAUCUAAGCAAUCAAAAGGUAAUACGCAUGCUCACCGAUAAAUGCCAGCAGCAGCAGAACAUACUUGACCUGUCCUUACUGUCUGAGCAGCAACUGAACCAACAGCAGGAAGAGUACCACCACCUGCAGGCAGAAGUGCUAGCUUUUCAGCAACAUGUCAGCUCUCUGGAAGAAGAAGUGCAGAGUCUCAAGCAAGAGACGGACGGUCUGAGAGGGGAGCUAAAUGAAGGAAAUAAACUAAAGGAGUCUAUAAAGUUGGUCUUGAGUCAAGCGGCUACAUCUCUGAAGGAUGUGCUAAUGGAGGCACCACAACAGGAAGAACCAGAGGAUACUUUCUGCACAAGACGUUAUGAUAUGCUGCAGAAUCUCUUGCUCCUAUUAAAUAGUGCAGCCACUCUGGAUCUGGGGCCGCCCCUCUAUGAUUUCUACACUAAGGGGACACACUUUAUAGAGCACAAGAUGGAUUCUACUGAUAACAGGCUGACGCUGUCCCCAGUACAGAAACGGAUGGGUGUGAGUUCUCACUACCGCAUGGGGGACCUGGGUCUGGUUCCAAGGCAGGACAUCUCCAGUGCAGUGCUGAGCAAGAUGAGUAUGCUCUCUAGGACCACCCGACUGGGGCCAGUGGGAGGGAACCCCAGUAUUCCAAAGGAUCUGCUUACAGUGAGCUACGAAGAAAAGUGGCUAAAACAAACUGCUUUACCAGGGAUCCCCUCAAAUCCAUCCAAUAAGCCCAUUCUCAUGGCUAAAUAAAGAUAAUACUAUUCACAACAACUAUUUCAAUAAACAAAAAUAUUCUGUGUCUAA